Messenger RNA from Harpegnathos saltator (Jerdon's jumping ant), 3259 nucleotides. RefSeq names its product cytochrome P450 4C1-like. The transcript is spliced from 25 exons. Gene Ontology annotation, molecular function: iron ion binding; oxidoreductase activity, acting on paired donors, with incorporation or reduction of molecular oxygen; monooxygenase activity. NCBI's taxonomy places the organism in Eukaryota, Metazoa, Arthropoda, Insecta, Hymenoptera, Formicidae. The record is from RefSeq and is a predicted model, not a curated record. The coding region runs from base 91 to 3249 and encodes 1052 amino acids.
UCUCUCUAUAGCAACGCAGUGCUUUGACAAAAUGCUCAGUUGCGCUGCAAACAUUCAACAAGACACUACUGUUUAUCGUCGUAUUAUAAAAUGAUCAUCGCCGUAUUAUUAACGUUUAUUAUUUUUAUUAUUGUUGCAUAUAUUGCUUAUGAUUUUUAUGUACAUCAUUCGAGAUUCGGACAAUUAAUCAAUAAAAUACCAGGACCAAAGCCUUUGCCAAUUAUUGGUAAUAUACUGAUAUAUCAAGUCGGACCUGAAAAACUUUGGCCGUUACUGCGUUAUUAUACGGAUAAAUAUUAUCCUAUUAUUAAAAUAUGGAAUUUAUUAAUACCCACCAUAUCUAUCCGUCAUCCAGAUGAUCUCGAGGUAAUAUUAAGUAGCACGAAGCAUAUUGAUAAAGGCAUGAUAUACGACAUUUUGCAUCCUUGGUUAAAUACUGGGCUUCUUACCAGCGCAGGUGUCAAAUGGCAUUCACGACGGAAGAUAUUAACGCCUGCGUUUCAUUUCAAUAUACUGCGACAGUUUGUUGAUAUUUUACUAGAGGAGGGUGAACGUAUGACAAAGAUUUUAAAGAAUGCUGGUGGACCUGUUGAAAAAAAUAUUAUACACUUUAUUUCUGAACAUACGCUGAACGCAAUAUGCGAAACUGCUAUGGGCACUUCUUUGCAUAGUCUUGGUGAGCUCCAAGAAAAAUAUCGACAAGAUAUUCAUCAAAUGAGUUUCAUUGUUAUUCAUAGAUUAUUUAGGCCUUGGUUGUAUUGGGACUUGACAUUCGGCUUGUCACCUACAGGCAGAUUACAAAAGAAGAUAAUACAGGAUCUGCAUGGAUUUACUGACAAAAUCGUUACAGAAAGAAAAAUUUACCAUGAACGUACGAAAGGCCAAUACUUGCAGAAUUUCACAAAUGCCAGUUCCGGAGGAAUGGAUGAUGAAGAAAUAUAUGGAAGUCGAAAAAAGCGACUCGCUAUGUUAGAUUUGCUAAUAGCAGCUUCGCAGGAAAAUCAUUUGAGUGAUUCGGAUAUCAGAGAAGAAGUGGAUACGUUCAUGUUCGAAGGUCACGAUACUACAGCGAUGACUAUAUGCUUUACUCUGUUAUUGUUAGCUGAACACAAAGAUAUACAGGAUCGCGUGAGGGAGGAAGUUAAUACUGUGAUAGAAGAAUGUGGGGGAAAAUGGACUAUGGCCUCAUUGCAGAAUCUAACAUAUUUAGAAAGAUGUUUAAAGGAAUCGAUGCGACUGUACCCCGCCGUGCAUUUCAUAUCGCGAGUUGCUGGAGAGGAUGCACAAUUACGAUCACACUUAAUACCCAGCGGAACAAUAAUACAUCUCAAUAUUUACAGCGUCCACAGAGACGCUAAUUUCUGGCCGAAUCCCGAGGAAUUCGACCCAGACAGGUUUUUGCCUGACAAAAUACAAAAUCGACAUCCUUAUUCGUAUUUACCGUUCAGCGCAGGACCACGGAAUUGUAUAGGUCAACGAUUCGCUAUGUGGGAAAUGAAGGCCAUGAUAGCACCCAUUAUACGCAAUUUUUACUUAGAAUCCAUAGAUUAUCUGAAAGACAUGCAGAUAUGCGCUGGUUUGAUACUUCGGCCUAAGCAUCCGAUGCGUUUAAGAUUUGUUCCAAUAGAAUCAAAAUUGUGGAAAAUUACGGAUGGCAAUGUGUUUGAAUUAAAAAAAGACACAAUCCUAAAUUAUCCAUUUCAACCAUUUCAACUAAUAAUGGUCAUCAUUAUAUUAUUAACAUGCCUCUUUCUCAUGAUCAUGUAUCAUUGUGUCGUUUAUUAUGGAAGAAGUGGACGACUUAUUAAUCAAAUACCAGGAUGCAUACAUUUACCUAUUCCAGGUAAAGGUCUACGAAUUUGUUGGUAUUCGCCAGAACAAAUAUGGCUCUUCAUACUCGAUUAUGUAAAGAGAUUUUAUCCGAUUAGUAAAUUUUGGGUUCUCACGAUUCCUAACGUUAACAUUUAUCACCCGGACGACGUGCAGAAAGUACUAAGCAGUACGGAGCAUACUGUAAAAGGUUACGAGUACAAACUUAUACAUCCUUGGCUAGGCGAUGGCCUCCUUACUAGUCAAGGAGCCAAAUGGCAUAAAAGACGAAAGAUACUAACGCCUGCAUUUCACUUUUCUAUAUUGAAAGAAUUUGUCAAAACUUUCAUUGAAGAGGGCAAUCGCGCAGUGAAAUCUUUUAAUCCUGCGGAAGAGUCAAUUAUUGAAGACGUGAUGUUAUUUACCAGUCAUCAUAUGUUAAACGCAAUAUGUGAAACCUCCAUGGGUAUUUCUUUGAAUGACUCUGAUCAGUCUCAACAGUAUCGGCAGACUAUUCACCAUAUGGGUAAACUUGUAGUCAAUAGGUUUUUCAAGCCAUGGCUAUUCAUUGACACGAUAUUCAAUUUAACAUCUCAGAGCACCACACAAUCUAAAUAUUUGAAUAUCUUGCAUUCAUUUACUGAAAAAAUUAUUGCAAAUAGAAAACGUUAUCAUGAAGAAACCGGAGGACGAUAUUUGGAGUACUUUGAAAACAACACAGAAAUAGAAGACAAAGAAAUAACAGGGAAUAAAAAAAAACGAAUGGCCAUGUUGGACAUUUUGCUAGCGGAAUCUCGCGAUGGUAAUUUGAGUGAUUCAGAUAUCAGAGAAGAAAUUGACACUUUCGUGUUCGAGGGUCAUGACACUGUGGCGACAAGUUUAUGUUUUAGUCUACUAUUAUUAGCUGAGCAUAAGGAUAUUCAGGAUCGUGUAAGAAAAGAAAUUAAUGAGGUGAUGCAGGAAAAUAAUGGGAAGCUUACGAUGAACGCGUUACAGAAUCUACCAUAUUUGGAGAGAUGCUUAAAAGAAUCAUUAAGAUUAUAUCCCAGCGUUACUUUUAUAUCGCGCCUUUGCACUACUGAUUUAAAAUUACAAUCAUAUACAAUACCAAAAGACACAACAAUGCAUCUUUUUAUCUAUGCUCUUCAUCACGAUCCUAACUUUUGGCCGGAUCCAGAAGUAUUUGAUCCAGACAGAUUUUUACCAGAGAAUAUACAGAAACGUCAUCCUUAUUCCUAUGUACCGUUCAGCGCAGGGUUACGAAAUUGCAUAGGUCAACGAUUUGCCAUGUUGGAGUUGAAGGCUAUGAUAGCCAGCCUGGUGUACAAUUUUUACUUGGAACCCGUUGAUUAUUUGAAGGAUGUUUCAUUCAAGUUGGAUAUUGUAUUACGCACCUCACGUCCGAUCCGCAUGAAAGUUAUUCCAAUUAAACGGGAGUAGUCUAACGCGA